AUGGGCUUCGCCUUGAAGAAGCCGGAUGAUGCGGUUGGCUCUGCGACUCCAGCCAUCAUCAUCGGCCUGUUUGUUGCAUUUGGUGGUGUUUUAUUUGGAUAUGAUACCGGAACUAUUAGUGGCAUUCUCGCCAUGAAACAUUGGCGAAAUAUGUUUUCCACUGGUUACAUCAACCCCGAUGACCAUUUGCCCGAUGUCACAUCCUCUCAAUCCUCGAUGAUCGUCUCCCUCCUCUCCGCGGGUACAUUCUUUGGUGCUCUGGGUGCCGCUCCCAUUGCUGAUUACUUUGGUCGCCGGAUCGCUAUGAUUGUCGAGACAUUUGUUUUUUGCAUUGGUGUGAUUCUUCAAACUGCAUCAACAUCCAUUCCUCUGUUCGUAGCUGGGCGGUUUUUUGCCGGUCUCGGUGUCGGUCUCUUAUCUGCAACUAUCCCCCUUUACCAGUCCGAGACGGCUCCCAAAUGGAUCCGAGGAACAAUCGUCGGUGCUUAUCAGCUUGCUAUUACAAUCGGCUUGUUGCUGGCGGCUAUUGUCAACAAUUCAACCAAGGAUCGAAAUGAUACUGGCUGUUACCGAAUUCCUGUCGCAGUUCAGUUUGCCUGGGCUAUCAUCCUGGUCGUUGGAAUGCUCAUUCUGCCAGAGACACCCCGGUUUCUUAUCAAGAAGGACAAACAUGAGGCUGCUGCGAAGUCUCUUUCCCGUCUUCGUCGCCUGGAUAUCAAUGAUUCCGCCAUUGUUGCAGAGCUGGCCGAAAUCCAGGCCAAUCACCAGUUUGAACUGAGCCUGGGUAAGGCAACCUAUCUGGAGAUCAUGCGUGGUUCCAUUGGAAAGCGUCUGGCAACAGGAUGUGCUGUUCAGGGUCUGCAACAGCUAGCUGGUGUCAACUUUAUCUUCUACUACGGGACUACGUUCUUCCAAAAUUCUGGUAUCCAGAACUCGUUUGUUAUUACCUUGAUCACAAGCAUCAUUAACGUUCUCUCAACCUUCCCGGGUCUUUACAUGGUGGAGAAAUGGGGCCGUCGACCAUUGUUGAUGUUUGGCGCGGUUGGCAUGUGUAUCUCCCAGCUGAUUGUAGCCAUCGUCGGUACCGCAGCGACGUCAGAUGUGGCCAAUAAGGUGUUGAUUGCCUUUGUUUGCAUCUACAUCUUUUUCUUCGCUUGUUCUUGGGGUCCCGUUGCCUGGGUUGUCACUGGGGAGCUGUUCCCUCUCAAGGCUAGAGCCAAAUGUCUUUCAAUCACGACUGCCACCAAUUGGUUACUGAAUUGGGCCAUUGCCUAUGCUACUCCCUAUAUGGUGAACAACGGCCCUGGAAACGCUAACCUUCAGUCGAAGGUUUUUUUCAUCUGGGGUGGAUUUUGCUUUAUCUGCGCUAUCUUUGUCUACACUUGCAUCUAUGAGACCAAGGGUCUCUCCCUAGAGCAGGUGGAUGAGCUUUACGCAAAGAUUCCCUCUGCAUGGAAUUCGAGCAACUUCGUUCCAUCUGUUCAUUAUACCGAUGUUCGGGAUGUGUCUGACUCCAUGUCUGGCAACCUCACCCAGCUCGAGACUCAAGCCAAUGAAAAACGCAGUGGCGAGGAGGCAACUCAUGUGGAAAGUAUUAGCGUGAAGGUUGAUGUUUGA
Penicillium verhagenii is the source of this 1617-nucleotide messenger RNA. RefSeq names its product sugar porter family MFS transporter. Gene Ontology annotation, molecular function: carbohydrate:proton symporter activity. Gene Ontology annotation, cellular component: membrane. The record is from RefSeq and is a predicted model, not a curated record. Gene Ontology annotation, biological process: carbohydrate transport; transmembrane transport. Bases 1 to 1617 code for a protein of 538 amino acids. Lineage: Eukaryota; Fungi; Ascomycota; Eurotiomycetes; Eurotiales; Aspergillaceae. The transcript has 4 exons.